UUGUUGUUUAACGCCCCAAUAGCUGACGAGCACUUCCGGCCAACAAGCCACAAGGAAAGAUGAACACAUUUCUGUCCAGAUUGAACACAAUUUUCGCCUUCACACUUAGUGUGAUGGCGGGAUUGACGUUCUGUUGUUUCCUGACGACAGCAUUCAACGAACAUAAAGCACCAGUAUAUAUUGGAACAGGAAAAGCGAUCGUAAAAAAUGUUCCUGAUUACAGUGCUACAAGAGAAAAAAACGACCUAGGAUUUGUUGUGUUUGAUAUGCAAGCUGAUUUAUCUAGGAUAUUUAACUGGAAUGUGAAGCAGUUAUUCUUGUAUCUGACAGCCGAAUAUGAAACAAAAGAUCACGUUUUAAACCAGGUAGUGAUCUGGGACAAAAUCAUUAAGAGGGGAGAAAACUCUGUACUGGAUUACCGCAGCAGUAAUACCAAAUAUUAUUUCUGGGACUAUGGCAAUGGCCUCAAGGGAAACAACAAUGUGACUCUGACCUUGUCAUGGAAUGUCAUACCCAAUGCUGGGACAUUACCAAAAAUCAGAGGAGAAGGAUCUCACAAGUUCAAGUUUCCAAAUGAAUACAGCACGAACAGGCUUUAGUGCAAAGGACAAUCAUGACAGACAGUACAAAAACUGUGUAUGAUUUGGGGAUUUUUGAAACCAAAAAAAAUAAAACAUUAAAACAUCAAUUUCUUUUUACUUUGCUUGAGCCAGGGCAUAAAGAAAUUACAAUUAUCAACAUCUACAAUUUAUAAAGAAAUAAGUAAAUACACAUUCCUUGUAACUUAUCAUAUUUUUUUUCUCUUUUUGAGAUUAAUCUGUGAUUAUUUUAUAUGGAUUGCAAAGCAAAAGGCUCCAACAUAUCGGUUGAUAGUAUCCUUUAUUCCUUGAAAAUCGGCCUAAAAUGUACUUUAAUUGGAAAUUCAAUAAUUUUCCAAAUGAUGAAAUAUGAAAAUUACACAUAGUGUAAGGUAGAGAUUCCAGCAUCUCCAAUGAUUGAAGAGUUCCUAUUUAUUCCACAUAUUCAGACUUAAAGAGUUGCCUGCCCAUUUACUACAGCAAAGACUUAUAUACAAAACAAAACAUUUAGGAAUUAAAACUUUCCUUUUUUUAUAGAAGAAGCAUCUCUGCACACAGAUUUAAUCCCAUGUCCUUUUGAUUAUUAGGCAGGGAGCUUAUCCACUGAUCUAUUUGUCAUGAUAUUUGUUAUGACAAUAAGUUUUAGCAAUACUAUGGAAUAAGUUGAAAUAAUUCAGAAGUUUUCAACUCUUUAAUAAAGUCAGCAAUGUAUAAAUAUGUUUGUAUGAAAAGAGGACAUGAUAUGUUUUCUUCAGGAAAAUCUCUAUCAUUUUCAAGAUCAAUGUAUAUGAUAGAAAAGUGAUGAAGUUCCUUACCUUAUUGAAAUUGUCUCUUUUUGAUCACUGAAUUGUUUUUCAAGAAGUUUAGUAUGAGAUUUAGCUGUAUCAUACUUGACAGUUAUAUUAAAAUCUAUUCACUAAUUAAAAAAACAUGUUUCAUCAGGUGACAAAAAGACUAAGGUGACUGUUGAAUGGGAAUCACUCUUGCAGAGUUUGUAAAAUCUUAACUUGGGCAUGCUAUAACAUGCUUCAUUAACUUGUUUAGUGACAUCCAAUAGGGAAUUAUGUAUUGAAGCUGAAGUUUAUGGCUUUGAAGACCAUCAUUCUGAUAACAAAUAUACAAAUAUUCAUCUAAAUUGAGAAGAAGGUAUAAGCCUGUUGAUGCUGAUUAAUUAGUUCAUAUCUAAUAGCUGCUAAUACAAACAUCCUAAUGACCGAAGUGCUGGAUCCUGCAGCUACCGGCUAGGAAUUUGAUGAAAAGUCUUUUCUCCCUAAACAUUAAAGCCUAAAUGGUUAGAGAAAAAGAAAAAAAGAAAUUAUUGGAUUAAAAAGUCGCUAUCACAGAAUUUACUUGGUACUUUAAUAUGGUGAAUAUACAUACUUUGUGUGAAAAUGGUAUUUUGAGGAAAUACUUCAAUGCAAAUCUAUUUUUGCUCAUAAACAUUUGUUACAUUUGCACAUUAAGUUUUGUUCAGCAUAAGAAGGUAAUUUACCACCUGAACGUUUCCCACAAUAAUUUUUUGUCUAACAUAGUACAGUGCUAUAAACUAAGAUUGUGCCGGAUUAAGAAAUUUUACAGUGACACAUCAUGAUCAGUUACUUGUGUAUGCAAGAUUUUCAAAACUGACGUACAAAAGAUGGGCCUUGAAGGGCUUUAUGAGUUAAAGGAGCAGGAAAAUGUGUUGGUGGUAUUUUUGUGUGCAGUCAUCAAUGAUUGUAUAAAUAUAUCAAAAAGUUGCCAUGCAUAAACUAUUGUAAAGAAGAAAUGUUUUUUUCCAUUCUAAUGACUCGAUGUGAAUG
Mizuhopecten yessoensis (Yesso scallop) is the source of this 2377-nucleotide messenger RNA. RefSeq names its product signal peptidase complex subunit 3-like. Gene Ontology annotation, cellular component: signal peptidase complex; membrane. The transcript is spliced from 5 exons. NCBI's taxonomy places the organism in Eukaryota, Metazoa, Mollusca, Bivalvia, Pectinida, Pectinidae. The coding region runs from base 60 to 599 and encodes 179 amino acids. The record is from RefSeq and is a predicted model, not a curated record. Gene Ontology annotation, biological process: protein targeting to ER.